CGUGGCUUGAUAUCUUGAGAUUUCAGAUCUCUUUUCAUCAAAGUGUUUUCCUGGAGGAAAAUCAUCGCUUGUAGCGAGUAUUAGGGUUACGGUCCGUUCCAAUGCAUCCAAAUUUGGGUUUCAUACCCGCUGCGACGUAAGAUGCUGCCCUGCGGAAUUUGAGUAAUGCAUCGCAGGUCUUCUCAUCUAAAGUCUGAUGAGAAAGUGCGACUUGUAACUUGGCUAAAUAGUCCGGCAAAUUUGAGGGCAAAGGCUCUGGAUUUGGUCGAUCGAUAACUUCUCCUGGCAUGGUCGCACCAAAAACACGUUCAAAGUACGAAAACGGAAGCUCUUGGCGACGGGAGAUCAACACGGGAGGAGUACAAAGUUCGGUGGGACGAUGUUGAUACGAGAGAAGAUGAUAUGAAAAGAAGAAAAGCCGAAGAAAGAAUCAAAGUACUUACCUCGCAGCCACGAGAUUACCACAUGCACCGGUCAUGCCAUUGAGAGGUCCAUCGGCAAAAUUAUGGGUGUUUGAUCCGCCCUGAUCCCCUCUCAACUCGACCGACGUCACCGUCCGUUCACCAACUCUCUGACAUCACCCAACUAACACCGGCGGACGAUCAAUCCCCGUCCAACAGAUAGGAACCAACCUCAUUCUUGCGCCAGAAGAUACCAUCGAGUCCUGCGAUUACUGCCUAUCAUGGGGAAGUAUAUCCUGGCCGUCAACGCCGGCUCCUCGUCCGUCAAAGUCACCUUCUAUACCUUUGAGAGCCCCCCGCAAGCGAUCGCCGAUGCGCAAGUCUCGGGCAUCACGGCCCCGCCACCCACGCUCAAAUACCAGCGCGGACCGGUGAAAAUUAAGGAGGAGCUGAAGGAGAAGAUAAAUACUCCGCAGGAUGCGUUCAAGUACAUCCUACAUCGCUGCUUCAACGAUCCCGAGCUGUCCGAGGUUGCCAGUGAUCGCGAUCUAGCUUACAUCUGCCACCGGGUAGUCCACGGCGGAGACUACCAUGAGGCUGUCGAAAUCAACGAUGAGACACUCCAUCACCUGGAGGCAUUGGAGGAUCUGGCGCCGCUACACAAUUUCUCCGCCCUAGAAAUCGUGCGCCUGUGCAGGAAUGAACUCCCCAGCGUCACGAGUGUCACUUACUUUGACUCGGCCUUCCACCAGACCCUUCCUGUCCAUGUGAGGACAUAUCCCAUCAACCAGCAGGUAGCCAAGGCCAACGGGUUACGGAAAUACGGCUUCCACGGGAUCAGUUACUCGUUCAUUCUGCGCUCAGUCGCUCAGUUCCUCGGGAAGCCCCAAGAACAGACCAACAUGAUCGCCAUGCAUAUCGGAAGUGGAGCUUCUAUGUGUGCUAUCAAGGAAGGCAAAUCAAUUGAUACUUCCAUGGGCCUGACUCCGUUGGCAGGAUUGCCGGGCGCAACACGCAGCGGUGAUAUUGAUCCUUCCUUGGUAUUCCACUACACUAGCGAGGCUGGCAAAUUGAGCCCUGGGAGCACCAAGGAAAUGCAUAUCAGCACGGCUGAAGAGAUCCUGAACAAGCAAUCUGGAUGGAAGGCUCUGACAGGCACAACCGAUUUUUCCAAGAUCGCAGUCGAGGAUUUCCCAUCCGAGGCUCACAAACUCGCCUUUGAUAUCCUAGUUGACCGAAUUUUGGGGUACAUCGGUAACUACUACUUGAAGCUAGGCGGGCAAGUAGAUGCUCUCGUCUUUGCUGGUGGCAUCGGCGAGAAGAGUGCACUACUACGGCGAACACUAGUCGAGAAAUGCCAGUGCCUGGGCGUAGCAAUUGACGCGAAGGCUAAUGACAAGGGGCCAGAGGAUAAAGAGACGGUCAAGGAUAUCUCCCAGGGUGCCGGCAAGGGGCCCCGAGUGCUGAUCUGCCAAACCAAUGAGCAGUUUGAGAUGGCAUACCACACCGUUCAAUCUCGAGUUUGAGAGCAGUCGAGGCGGGCGGCUUUGAUGAAUCAGGCUGGGCACAGGACACAGCGACCACGCAAUGGUCCUGUACUCUGUACAUUAUUCCAAAUCAGAUGUGAUAUAUGUGGAGGACAGAAGUACGGAGUAGUAGUACAGUAGUACAGUUUGACAAAGAGACACGGAUCAUGCC
Messenger RNA from Penicillium brasilianum, 2099 nucleotides. Lineage: Eukaryota; Fungi; Ascomycota; Eurotiomycetes; Eurotiales; Aspergillaceae. The record is from the annotation of a GenBank genome assembly.